CUUUGGCUAUCGAUAAACUUACUAUCAAUCCGUGUCGUUGACGCCAUUUUCUUGUUGAUAUCUGACUCAAAAUAUUUAUUAAUGUUUAUAUUCAUUUUUCUUCUUCUCUUACUAUGCAAACCAUAUGUUGCUUAUUUUUAUUUACAUUAAUUUUCUUCUUCUUACUUUCUACGCCAUAUGUGCAACAAAAAAAGUAAAAGUCAAACACUUUUAGAUAGUUAGUGGGCAAGUCAAGCAAGGAAAGAUUUUUUCUGUUUACAGUUUGCAAUUCGAAAUUACAAAUCUUGGAAAUGUUGGAUAAGGUUAAGCAUAUUAUAUUGGUAUUAUCUGGUAAAGGUGGUGUUGGCAAAUCUACAGUAAGUACUCAAACAGCUUUGGCUCUACGGGAAAAUGGAUUAAAGGUAGGCCUGCUUGAUAUAGACUUAUGUGGCCCUUCAGUACCAUAUUUGCUAGGAUUGGAGCAAUGCGAAAUUUAUCAGUGCGAAGAUGGCUGGGUGCCUAUCUAUACAGAUGCAAGUAAAACAUUGGCCGUUAUGUCCAUUGGAUUUUUGUUAAAAAAUCGUAACGAUCCAAUUAUAUGGAGGGGUCCCAAGAAAACCAUGAUGAUCAAAACAUUCCUAAAUGAUGUAAAAUGGGACGACUUGGAUUAUCUAAUUAUAGAUACACCACCCGGUACAUCAGAUGAGCACAUAACAGUAAUGGAAUGUAUGCGAGAUGUGCGUUGCGAUGGUGCUAUUAUUGUCACCACGCCCCAGGGCGUUGCUUUGGAUGACGUACGUAAAGAGUUAACAUUUUGCAAAAAGACGGGGAUACGUAUAUUAGGUAUAUUGGAAAAUAUGAGUGGAUUUGUGUGUCCAUCCUGUUCAAAUUGUACUAAUAUCUUCUCGUCAAACGGUGGGGCUGAAUUAGCAAAAUUGGCUGGCGUUCCUCAUUUAGGUACUGUGCCUAUCGAUCCACGAAUGGGAGUUUUAACCGGUACAACUUCUUCAGUUCUCAAAGAGAUUCCAGAAUCAAAUACAGCUACAACUUUUAAAAACUUGAUUCAAAAAAUUGUGGUUUAAUGUAACAUUUAUAAAUUUUAUAAAUGCCAAGUUUUUUGAUCGCCAAAAAAUACGUACCAGGGAUUCCAAAAAGUCAAUGC
Messenger RNA from Glossina fuscipes, 1141 nucleotides. RefSeq names its product cytosolic Fe-S cluster assembly factor NUBP2 homolog (gene Nubp2). Lineage: Eukaryota; Metazoa; Arthropoda; Insecta; Diptera; Glossinidae. Gene Ontology annotation, biological process: iron-sulfur cluster assembly. The transcript is spliced from 3 exons. The coding region runs from base 291 to 1061 and encodes 256 amino acids. Gene Ontology annotation, molecular function: ATP binding; ATP-dependent FeS chaperone activity; 4 iron, 4 sulfur cluster binding. The record is from RefSeq and is a predicted model, not a curated record. Gene Ontology annotation, cellular component: cytosol.